Messenger RNA from Acytostelium subglobosum LB1, 2760 nucleotides. RefSeq lists its product as hypothetical. The record is from RefSeq and is a predicted model, not a curated record. Gene Ontology annotation, biological process: rRNA processing. Gene Ontology annotation, cellular component: nucleus. The coding region runs from base 1 to 2760 and encodes 919 amino acids. Lineage: Eukaryota; Evosea; Eumycetozoa; Acytosteliales; Acytosteliaceae. The transcript is spliced from 2 exons.
AUGGUUGGAACAAAGAGAUUGGCUGAUGCCUUGACAAGGGUUGACAGGGAUGAUGAAGUAACAAAUAAAAAGUCAAAGAAGAAGGUUAUAAAACUAUCAACUCUGGCUCCAAAGACAACACAACAACAGCAACUUCAACAACAACAACAGCAACAGCAACAACAAACAAAGAAUAACAACAAAUCAAACAUUAAUAAUGAUGAUAAUAUACAGUUAUUAAAGUCAAUACUCGAUACAUAUAUGACUGCUGUCAAUGUCAAUGUCAACAACGCGAACAACAACAACAUUGAUAUCCAACAGAUAGUAUCAUUGUUGCAUCAUAAUCAAUGUCUUCAGAUGGUGUUGGCAGAUCGUGCUCAAACAAAGUUCACAACACAAUGGUGUGCGGCUGUUCUGGCAAUGCUCAGACCAAGUAGCCCACAGCUCCCACUCGGUUUACGUUUGAUGGCCGAGACAAUCAGAGUGUGCGAUUAUGAUACGAUGGUGGCAAACGCCGAUAAAUGGUCAAAAGUACUCGUUUCGAUCGUGCCCACGGGCAAGGUCAACGAGGUCGCGUUGCAGCCUGCCGACUACUCGUCGCUCGUCGCAACCCUGGCGCUCCUGGUCGAGAAGUCUGCGCUUUGGAACGAUUUGAAGCGAUCGAUCGUCACAAACACGACCCUGGCACCGAUCGUCAGCGCCGUGUGCAGCUCCCUGCAGCCAGACAGCACAAUACAGUACGGCCUGCAGGCACAGGUCGACAGUCUGAUCGCGCUCAACACAUUGGUGCUGUCGCUGUCCAGCGCCAUCCGCCCACACCUGAACAAGAUCGAGACGCUUGUCUAUCCACUGCUCGUGAGCAGGGAGCUGUCACUCCAGGAAAGCGCUUCCACAGUGAUUGCCAACCUGCCAUCGACCGUCAACCUGCUGGCCAGCGAUCUGUACUGGGACGUGACGGUACAGCGCCUCGUCGUGGAGAUGCACGCCCACGCCUCGGCCAUCUACAUUGGCAUAGAGGAUGACGAGACCUCCAAGACGGACUUCCCACUGGCCGUCGUCAUGCCAUCGUCCAGCAAGCUGAACAGUUCAGGCGAGGAUGCCAUCAUGAACCAACUUUCACACGUAGCCAACAUCACCAUCAACACGCCCAGCACUUUAGUCGACUGCCAGUCACGCGCCAACUCAUUCCAUGGCUUGGCCAAAUGUCUCGUUCGACUGAUGACCACUCAAACUCAAUCCGCCUGUUCAGUUCCAGUUGACGUGAUCAUCAAGUUACUGUGUCGUGUCCUAAACAUUGGAUUCUAUAACAUCAGAUCAAGGAAGGAUCAUAGUGAUAUCCCUUUGUGUCAGUUGUUGUCUGUGACUGUCCAACUUCACCAACAAUGCUUGGCGAUAUUGUCCAGCAUGCUACAGAGCUUUAGACGUGCAUUGUUACCGUAUGCCAAGACCAUUAGCUCAUUACUCUUGCGCCCUUUGAGAAUGAGAGAGACAUACUCCAACGCCACAAUUCAAUUGCAGGUCUACUCAACGAUCAGAGUGGCAAUCGAGUCGUUGGGCGCUGCCUGUGCUGACUCGUUGGCCACACCAUCCGUCGCAUUCCUUUUGCGCGACGUCCAACCAUUCGUCCCACAAGAGAUCUCAAUCACCGCUGCCACGGCUGUCUCUGGCAAGAAGAAGAACAAGCAGACGACUGCACCAAUGGCCCAGCAAAGCGUAGACGAGCCAACCAACAACACCAUUGGCAACGUUGAUGCCAACCAUCUCCACGACACCAGCUCGCUUGACAUCAAGGUGGCCGCAGGCAAAGCCCUCCAAUCUCUGUUGCUGCAUUGUGGCAGCCAGUUGGCAACAUCACGCGCUACUGGCGCAUCUCUGCAGGCAUCCAGCGGACCCCAGGCCAUGCGCACAGAGAUCGACCAACAGCUCCUCUCGCUCAUAUUGCAGUGCCAUAGUCUGGUGGCAUCAAAGAAGAACACGGCCACCUACAUUGGCAGCUCAUUCGCCUCGUGGCAGUAUCGCCAGGUGCUCUAUGCCUGUCUGAUCAGUGCUGUGCUGCGUCCCAUCCCCUCGGUGCCGGCCGUGCUCCCUUACGCACUGCGCUUGCUGACCGUUGGCUGCAACACUGACGAUCAUCCCAAGGUACGCUCAGAGUGCUCCAAGGGUGCAGCCGUGUGCCAAGCCUUGAUCCAUCCACAGUGUCCAAGUCUUCAAUCGCCAGCCUCGACCAUCAAUGGUGGUGCUGCUGCCCAGACCUCAGCAUCCAAGUCAUCACUAUCACGUGCCAACGAUGACAUGAUGGACAUUAUCAACAGUUAUGAGAACGAUGAGGAGCAAGAGGAGACUGAUGAGGACAACCAACACGACGACGAUGAGGAUGCCAAUGACAAGAUUGACAUCACAUUCAAUGAUAUGUCUGAUGAUGAUGAGGAGGAAGAUGAGGAGGAUGCUGGAGCACUUGGCCAAGAUGAUGAUGAAGAAGAGGAAGAUGAGGAAUCAGUUGGCAAGACAACAAAGACAUCGACUACCACUACGACGACUACAACAACAGGAGGUCCAAUAAUGAGAAGCAUGAGGACCAAUUUGUUUGAUGACUCUGCCUUUGGCACUACACCAUCAUCAAUCACAUCGAAGCAAUCAACAUCAUCAACAUCAACAACAUCAGUAUCAAGUAAUGCCAAGCCAUCCAACAAUGCCAAUAUCAAGAUGGACACCACCAACGAUGACGACGAUGAAGAUGAUGAUCUACCGGAUCUUAUUGUUGGAUCGUCAGACGAUGAAUAA